GAAGGGUAGCUUCCUUGUGUGAGAGUCUUUUUAUUUCCCGAGUGACGUUUUUGCGCAGAAAGAAGAGUGCGAAAGAAAGCUGAUCCUUUUAUAUAAACGCUGGGCGGCCCGAUAGCGUGAUCGUUUCGAAAUGGCAGCAGAAGAGGGACAAGUGAUUGGUGUGCACACUGUGGAGGCCUGGAGCGAGCAGCUCCAGAAGGGCAAUGACUCCAACAAACUGAUAGUGGUUGAUUUCACCGCGUCCUGGUGCGGACCAUGCCGCUUCAUUGCACCGUUCCUGGCAGAGCUUGCCAAGAAAUUGCCGGAUGUCAAAUUUCUCAAAGUGGAUGUUGAUGAACUGAAGUCUGUAGCUCAAGACUGGGCUGUGGAGGCAAUGCCAACUUUCAUGUUUCUGAAAGAGGGGAAGAUUGUGGACAAGGUGGUGGGAGCAAAGAAAGAAGAACUGCAGCAGACCAUUGCAAAGCACGUGGCUACAGCACAAGCCUCCUAAUUACGCUAUGAAAAACUCUAUUCAUAAGUUUCAUACACCAUACCAUCUUUUUUGUAAUUUUUGUAAUUUUUUUAUCUUAUCGAAUAAAACCAAAAAAAAAUUAAAGAAAACUUAAAAAAAAAAAAAUUAUGGUGUGUGGGGCUUAUGAAUAGUAAUGCUCGAAUAACAUACUUGAGGCGUUUUUAGUACUUGCAGUAAAAAAAAUGCACUUAAAGCUGGUUGUGGUUUAAUUGUUAUAUUUUAUUUUAUACUUGAACCUCUAUUUUGUCAAUUUCUUUAAAAGUUUCUAUUUGUUAAUAUAGCUUACCUAAAUAUUUAGGAUCAAGUUAUUUUGUC
This is a messenger RNA of Juglans regia (Persian walnut), 826 nucleotides long. Its product is annotated as thioredoxin H-type-like. Lineage: Eukaryota; Viridiplantae; Streptophyta; Magnoliopsida; Fagales; Juglandaceae. The transcript has 3 exons. Gene Ontology annotation, molecular function: protein-disulfide reductase activity. The record is from RefSeq and is a predicted model, not a curated record. The coding region runs from base 131 to 490 and encodes 119 amino acids.